AAAUAAGUGCUGGCCAGCAACCAUAAUGGCUGUAGACAUGGUGUUUUUUUUCUGCACUGCUCUGGUCCUAUUCUCAGGUUUGGGACACUCUGCUUUCAUGGGGAAAAGUCACAGUGGAGGCAAAGAUGAUCCAGUGCUACAGUAUGUGGUCAACAACUCCUUAAGAGAAGACCCAGUACUCACCAAACUCAGACUGAAAACUCUUGAGGAUCGUUGGAGUCGUAUGAUGGUUGCAGCUGAAGAGGCUCAGUUAAUGGCGAACCUUAUCCGACUCAUCAAUGGAACCAAAGCGAUCGAAAUUGGGAUGUACACCGGGUACAAUGCACUGAGCAUGGCUUUAGCUAUGCCAGACAACGGACGUGUGGUUGCUUGUGAAAUUGAUCAGACCUACUUUGAUAUUGCUAAACCAUUUUUCAGAGAGGCCGGUGCUGAACAUAAGAUAGAGGUGCGAAUACAAGAGGCAGUUAAGACUCUUGACGAGCUGUUACUUGCUGGCGAAUCUGGGACCUAUGACUUUGUUUUUAUUGACGCUGACAAGAUCAAUUAUGACACAUAUUAUGAGAAGUCACUACAGCUGAUUCGGACCAAAGGGAUUAUUGCUAUUGACAAUGUGCUGUGGAGUGGGAGAGUCCUGAAUCCUGCUGAAGAUGAUGUCAGCUCCAAAGCUCUUGAUGCUCUGAAUAAGAAGCUGCAUAAGGACGAGAGGAUCGAUCUGAGCAUGCUCACUGUGGCCGACGGCCUCACCCUCGCCAUCAAAAAGCACUUACAGUAACAAGCACUAGACGUUACACACACAGAGUUACUGCUGUGUUUGCAAG
Molecule: messenger RNA, 818 nt
Organism: Periophthalmus magnuspinnatus
Lineage: Eukaryota; Metazoa; Chordata; Actinopteri; Gobiiformes; Gobiidae
Gene: comtd1a
Product: catechol-O-methyltransferase domain containing 1
Exons: 8
Coding region: 26-772 (248 amino acids)
Molecular function (GO): S-adenosylmethionine-dependent methyltransferase activity; O-methyltransferase activity
Source: RefSeq, a predicted model, not a curated record